CCCUAUCGCCACGUGAUCAGCGACAAAAGAAAAAGAUGUCUCAAACACCUGUCACAUUAACCGUCGACGCAAUCGACGACCUCAUCUACGACGCCCGCUCCGGCGAUCUAGAGGCCCUCAAGUCAGACCUGGCAGCACUGAGCACCCAGCACAGCUGCCCGCAGGCCUGGAUCGUGGCCUCGGCCUUCGACGCCGAGCCCGAAGAGGAGGGUGGUACUGGAUCGAGCCUGUUGCAUUUCCCCGCCGCGAAUGGUAAUGAGACAAUUUUGAACUUCCUUCUGGGAGUUUUGUCUCAGGGUGAGACCAAGCUUGAGCAGGCGCAGGUUGCGGCUGUUGUUAAUCACCGGAAUCACUCGGGGAAUACACCGCUGCACUGGGCAGCGUUGAAUACGCAUUUGGAGUGCGUGAAGGCGCUUGUUGAGGCUGGGGCUGAUAUCUCCGUUAAGAACGAUGCUGGGUUAGAUGCUGUUUUCCUGGCGGAGAGGGCGGAUUGGUCCACUGAGGAGCAGGGUGAGGAGGAAGGUGAGGAGGCAGAGGCAGAGGUACAGGAGGGUGAGGAGGCUAAAGAGGUGCCCAAGGGGAGACAAGUGGCGGAGUGGUUGUUGAGCUCGGAGAAGGGUGGUGAGUUGGAGAGUGGUGCUAGGGAGAACAAUACUGCCGCUGCUGAAGCGGGAGAAGGAUCUAUGCAGGUUGAUGAGAAAUGAUUUUUACGCUUUUACGGGUUCUUAUAGAUGCGUGUGAAUGUUUAAAUUCAAAAGUUCGUUUUUUUCUUUUUUC
Messenger RNA from Aspergillus alliaceus, 777 nucleotides. Its product is annotated as ankyrin repeat domain-containing protein. Gene Ontology annotation, molecular function: protein binding. The transcript is spliced from 2 exons. Lineage: Eukaryota; Fungi; Ascomycota; Eurotiomycetes; Eurotiales; Aspergillaceae. The record is from RefSeq and is a predicted model, not a curated record. Bases 36 to 704 code for a protein of 222 amino acids.